Molecule: messenger RNA, 1560 nt
Organism: Paramacrobiotus metropolitanus
Lineage: Eukaryota; Metazoa; Tardigrada; Eutardigrada; Parachela; Macrobiotidae
Product: BTB/POZ domain-containing protein 2-like
Exons: 7
Coding region: 1-1194 (397 amino acids)
Biological process (GO): neurogenesis
Cellular component (GO): cytosol
Molecular function (GO): protein binding
Source: RefSeq, a predicted model, not a curated record
AUGUCGAAAACGGCGCCACGCUCGACAAAAGCAAAAGCCAGCACCCCACGACGGGGCCAGAUUGACGGGGUCAUCAAGCGGUUGGAACGCAUGUUGGAGAGCGGAGAUCUGAGCGACGUCCAGUUCUCCAUAGGACGGGAUGUCGGACCAGUGAAAAUCCUGAACGCACACAAGUUCGUGCUCAGCAGCGCCAGCGAUGUGUUUUACAUUAUGUUUAACGGGAGUCUGCCCGAGAACCGCAACGGUCCCAUAGAUAUUCCGGAUAUCCCUCCUCAAGCAUUCCAAAAUAUGCUGAAGUACAUCUACACCAGCGAGAAGCAGGUGACAUUGGAUGAUGUCUAUGCGACAAUGCAGUGCGCCGACAACCCGAUACCUACUGCAUCUGGAACAUACGUGCACUGCAAGGAACUCUUCAAAAUGGAAGAAUUCAGUGAACUACAGCCCAGCACGCUGCGCACUAUUCUGGAACGCGAUACGUUGUUUGCCAACGAAAACCUCAUUUGUGUGGCUGUGGAUCGAUGGGCGGUAGCUGCUUGUACUCGGGGCAAUUUGGAGCCCACACCCGCUAACCGGCGUGAGGUCCUGGGAGAAAUGUUCUACCUGAUCCGAUUUCCAGUCAUGACUGUCAUGCAAGUGGCCGACUUACCUGCAGAUAAUGGAUUGUUGGAGGCAUCGGCGUUAGUGGAGAUGCGGCACCAUAAACAUCGCUUCCCCACACGUCCCCGCCGGCUCCCGGUGAUUCGCAUCGGCGGCAAGGACUUCCGGCACAAGGAAGAGAUCUUUUUCAAACGGCAGCCAAACUGGCGUCCGGCUGCUGUGAUCGGAAAACGUGGAUCCUCAGUCUUUAUCCGCUCUAAAAACAGCAGUCAGGUCUACCUCAUGCCGACAAGGAAUCUAAUUAGAGCGUCGGAUAUCUUGACUGCCAAUCAGCACGUUCGACUCUCGAUUCCCGGUAGUAAGGAUCGUUACAAGGAGGCGCGAUAUGUCAGGCUGGAAGGGGGCUACCACAUCGUCAAAGUGGGCCGCAAAGAACAGAAAGUUAAGUUCCGUCAGGUUUUCGUGGAACAUGAGCGAGUAGAAACGUGGAAGAAAGCCAGUGAUCAGAGCAGUAACCGGAAGAAAGAUACCCCGUUAACGAAGAAGCGAAAACGGGAUGCCGCUGACAGCCACGCGUUAUCACGAGACAGCCCAUAAAUGCCGGAAUAUCUACUUUAUUUUCUCCUAAUUCCCCGGAACACCAAAACCAAACCAAUGUCUUAUCUGCAAACGAAAAGGUCGCCUAUGUAACUGCCAGUGGCCAUGCGGCUAGUUACAGGAAAUUCGCGCCACCAGAACGUCGGGCCGGACUGCUGACUCGUCGCUCGAUUGUAACAGAUGUCUUCAAAAGUUCCUAUUCGAAAAUUAUCUGCGUAUUUCAAUUAACCGUUUUUCAAGUUGGGUAUUCUUCAGUUCAGAGCGCUUCCUAUAAUGCACUGUUUUACUUUUUUGCUAUGCUUUAACGGAGUUUCCUGACAUCUUCCAAAGAAAACGAAAUUUUACUCACUCUAUCUCAUGAUUUCA